Molecule: messenger RNA, 1354 nt
Organism: Rhododendron vialii
Lineage: Eukaryota; Viridiplantae; Streptophyta; Magnoliopsida; Ericales; Ericaceae
Product: stromal processing peptidase, chloroplastic-like
Exons: 5
Coding region: 752-1354 (200 amino acids)
Molecular function (GO): metal ion binding
Source: RefSeq, a predicted model, not a curated record
UGCUAUGCGUGCGAGUGAUCAAGAUUAGCAUUUAGCUCCUCCUCAUGAAUUAUGGUGUCUUUCUGCCUCUCUCUUCUUCUUCUUUUUUCACUUUAAGUCCUCUUAUCUCUAGGGUAAGUUUGAGGUUCUUUCUUUUCAGUUUUAUUAAGCCCUUACAAAGGUGAGAUUUUUGGUCCACACACAGAGGACAAUGUCAGUUUGAGUUCUCAAUGCUCUAUCUUCUCGGAAAAUUGAUAUAUCCCGGUAGCCGAAGCUCCUUACAAUUGUUUGAAACUGUGUUUGGAUGAACUUUUAUUUUGCUUUAAGAAGGGGAGAAAGUUGUGCUACUAAAUGUGCAAGUGGACAAGAUUAGCAUUUAGCUCCUCCUCCUCGUCAACUAUGGUGUCUUUUUGCCAUUUUUUACUUUAAGUCCUCUCUGGGGAAAGUUUGAGGUUCUUUCUUUUCAAUUUUUUUAAAGAAGGUAAAAAGGAAUUUAGGUGAUAGGGAGCCUUUGACUAUGAGCUUCAGGUUUCACUUGUGGAGCUGUGAUAUAGUGGAGAGUGGAGACCUAACUUCAUCCAAGCCUAUUGUAGAACUGUUUGAGCUUAUAGUUUUACUAUGAAAAGAAUAACUUUAGGUUUCACACUGUGUGCUAGUAGCAGGUUAUUGGAUUGAAAAAUAUCUGUUCCAUAAGCCAGUCAAAGUGAGCACUUGGAAAAUUGAUUUGCAGAUGAACAACCAAAAUCUGAGGAAUCACCUUUGGAGAUAAAGGAUGCACAAAAAGAAACUACAAAGAAGAUUUCACAGUCAUCCACUAUUCUUUGACAUUACAAUGGGGUUGUUGGGUCAGAUAAUAAAUUCAAGGCUUUUUACAACGGUGAGGGAUUCACUUGGGUUAACAUAUGAUGUAUCAUUUGAAUUAAACCUGUUUGAUCGGCUAAAGCUUGGGUGGCAUGUCAUCUCAAUUACAUCAACACCCGGAAAGGUGUGUAGAGCUGUUGAUGCUUGCAAGAAUGUCCUCAGAGAUUUGCGUAGCAACAAGAUUGCCCAGUCAGAGUUGGACUGGGCAAAACGGACCCUGUUGAUGAGACAUGAGGCUGAAAGUACGUUGAAUGCAUAUUGGCUGGAAUCGUUGGCUCACCUGCAAGCUGCUUCUAACAUAUCAUGCAUUAAAGAUCUAAAUUCUCUAUAUGAAGUUGUCACGGUCGAUGACAUUUACCUUGCCUAUGAUCAGUUGAAAAUUGAUGAAAGUUCCAUGUAUUCUUGUGUUGGCUUUGCUGGGGCUCAGGUUGUAGAAGAGAUUUUUGAUAAAGAAGAUCUUUGUAGUUGUGUUAUCUGGUUUUCCUUCUUCAUUGACUGUGGUGUGCACAACUAA